This is a messenger RNA of Bombina bombina (fire-bellied toad), 1069 nucleotides long. RefSeq names its product sulfotransferase 6B1. Gene Ontology annotation, biological process: sulfation. The record is from RefSeq and is a predicted model, not a curated record. Gene Ontology annotation, cellular component: cytoplasm. Lineage: Eukaryota; Metazoa; Chordata; Amphibia; Anura; Bombinatoridae. Bases 60 to 989 code for a protein of 309 amino acids. The transcript is spliced from 7 exons. Gene Ontology annotation, molecular function: sulfotransferase activity.
UUUAAAGUCAGUUCCUGUGAGAGCUGAACUCAUUUGUAUUCCCUUUACACGAUAGAAAAAUGUCGAGCUCUGAACAAGAAAAAACAAAAAAGGAACAAUUCCAGGAACAAAUGAGGCAAAUAGCUGAAGAGGCCAGCAAGAAAACUGCAGAGGAAUUGGUCCUAGAUUACAAAGGGCUCCUAUACCCCAGUGUGUUGUGCAGUAAAGAGACUUUUGAAGCCUUAGAAACUGUUGAAGCCAGAGAAGAUGAUUUGCUUAUUGUAACGUAUCCUAAAUGUGGGACAAACUGGGCCGUAAAAAUCCUGCAUGAAAUGGUAUAUUCAAUUCAUGGUAAGGAACCAGCUUUAAUUCAAGCUAUGAUAGAAUUUGGAAAACCCGAAAAAGUAGAGUAUCUGAAGCAACAACCUUCACCAAGAGUCUUUUGCACGCAUCUUUAUUACGACGACAUUCCAAAAUCUUUCUUUGAGAAGAAAGUAAAGAUGUUGGUGAUAUUCCGAAAUCCCAAAGACACAGCUGUCUCAUAUUAUCAUUUCUGUAACAAUAAUCCAGUGUUGCCAAAAUACAGCUCUUGGGAUUUAUUUUUCCAGGAUUACAUAAAUGGAAAAGCUUUAUGGGGGUCAUAUUUUGACCAUGCUGUUGCUUGGAACAAGCACAUUGAUGAUGAAAAUAUCUUGCUAUUGACAUUUGAAGAAAUGAAAGAAGAUUAUACAUCAAAACUUAAAAAGAUAUCUGAAUUCUUUGGUCUCUCUUUGACGGAUGAUCAACUUAAUACAGUUGAAAAUGCAACUUCUUUUAAAUCUAUGAAGGAGAACUCUAGUGAGACCCACGGCAAAUUGGGUCAUGUGUUUUUCCGAAAAGGAGAAAUUGGAGACUGGAAGAGCCUUUUCACUGAAGAACAAAGCCAAGAAGUGGAUUCUAAAUUUGAACAGUUCCUUGCAGGAACACAACUGGGAGAAAAGUUGAAAUAUGAUUUAUACUGCAAAUUUUAAAAUGCAUUAUUUAAAAAAACAAAAAAAAAGUAUUCUUACCUUCUACCUCUUUUAAAUAUCAAAUAAAGCUAUACAAAGUU